AUGGCCUUUGAAAUACCAGCUCAGCUCUAUUACAAGAUUCAAAGUGACUUCGUUCUGGGAAACCAAUGGGAACCAACAGGAGUCUCGGAAUAUCGGGGCUAUUUCGGACUAGAAGGGGGUUGUACGAAUGUUAAAGGUGGCGUGGAUAAGAGAAAGGGUGUGGAGUCGGAUAAGGGAAAGGGUGUGGAGUCGUAUAAGAGAGAGGGUGUGGUGUCUGAUAAGAGAGAGGGUGUGGAGUCGGAUAAGGGAAAGGGUGUGGAGUCGGAUAAGGGAAAGGGUGUGGAGUCGGAUAAGGGAAAGGGUGUGGAGUCGUAUAAGAGAGAGGGUGUGGUGUCUGAUAAGAGAGAGGGUGUGGAGUCGGAUAAGAUAGAAGUUGUGAAGUCGGAUAAUUAUAAUGGCAGUAUUUGA
This is a messenger RNA of Nilaparvata lugens (brown planthopper), 408 nucleotides long. RefSeq lists its product as uncharacterized. NCBI's taxonomy places the organism in Eukaryota, Metazoa, Arthropoda, Insecta, Hemiptera, Delphacidae. The transcript has a single exon. Bases 1 to 408 code for a protein of 135 amino acids. The record is from RefSeq and is a predicted model, not a curated record.